Phycomyces blakesleeanus NRRL 1555(-) is the source of this 1512-nucleotide messenger RNA. RefSeq names its product Homeodomain-like DNA binding domain-containing transcription factor. Gene Ontology annotation, molecular function: DNA binding. NCBI's taxonomy places the organism in Eukaryota, Fungi, Mucoromycota, Mucoromycetes, Mucorales, Phycomycetaceae. The coding region runs from base 1 to 1512 and encodes 503 amino acids. Gene Ontology annotation, cellular component: nucleus. The transcript has 4 exons. The record is from RefSeq and is a predicted model, not a curated record.
AUGAGUAACCCCCAAUUGGCUGAAUGGGCAAAGGAAACCUUUGGCCUUCAAAAAGCUCCUGAUGCUUCUACAAUCUCAAAGAUUUUGAAGAGAGGAGACCAGGGCUUGAUAAUGCAAGCCAACGUAAAAAACAGAAAGCGCGUUAGAAAGCAAAUUGAAGAAGCAGUGAUUCUUUGGAUCAACAUUGCUGAAAAUAAUCAGAUUCCCAUCACUUGGGAAUUGAUUAAGACUAAAGCUACAAUUUUCGCUGAAAGAAUAGGCGUUAAAAACUUUAGUGCUUCUCAAGGCUGGAUGGAGAAGUUUGGAAAGCAAUUGCUUCAGAUUGACAAGGCUGCCAUCAAAGAGAAGAUAGAGAGAUAUAGUGCUCGUGACAUAUAUAACUUUGAUAAAACAGCACUCUUUUAUGCUGCCCCACCAAGAACAACAAUUUCUCACCAGAAAUUUUCUGGUUGGAAAGAUAACAAGAAGCGCCUGACUGUAGGUCUCUUGUGUAAUGCGGAUGGAACGAACAAGUGGUCCGAUGUACUGAUGAUUGGGCAUGCAAGAAGACCAAACUACUUCAACAAGAACAACAAGAAGCAAGAAGCAAGUGAUCAUGGAUUCUCCAUGUAUCAUUACAAUAGCAAUGCUUGGAUGACAAGAUCGAUCUUUCAUGUUUUCCUCCGUCGCUUUGAUCAUGCCAUGAAAGCUCAAAAGCACAAAGUUCUUUUGAUUCUCGACAAUUUCUCUGGUCAUAUAGUUGAUUAUACACCUACAAACGUUGAGCUUCUUUUUUUGCCACCAAACACCACUUCCCACCUUCAGCCAUUGGAUGGUGGUAUCAUUCGGGCUUUUAAGGCUUAUUUCAAGCGUAAACAGUAUGCCAAGGCAUAUCAGUAUAUUGGCAUGAUUCAAAAUGGCAAUCAAGAUAAAAUCGGGCCAAUUGAUAAAAUCUUUGAAAUUGAUCAAUUGUGGGCCAUGAAAUGGAUAAGAGAGGCUUGGGAAUCUGUCUUGGCAAAGACUAUUGAGAACUGCUGGAAUGCAACAAUCUUUUGCUUUAUUGAAGACGAAGAUAGUGAAGAUGUAAACCAGGCUAUGAUUCAGCAAAGUCUGGCUGAAAAGGUUCUCGUUGAGGGUUUACAAGAAACCCUGGACAAGAUUGCUGGAUCAGGUCUUCUGUCUCUGGAAGAUUGCCCAACAAAUGAGUCUGAUCCACUCUAUGAGAGUCAAUGCACUCAUAGAGUGGUCAAUGAAAAUGAGAUCGCAGAUAUUGUGAUAGAAGAAUAUGACGCCGACGAAAAUGCAGCCAACAACAGCAAUGAAGAAACUACUGAAGUGGAAUCAGCAGUUUCUUUUAAGAGAACUUAUUCUGCUUCGGAAAAGUUUGAGUGUGUUUGCACGCUUUUGGAUAUCUUGGAAGACGAAGAUAUUGACAGAGACUUCGUCAGUAAGGUUGAAGGCCUUAGAAACAAGUUCCAGAAAACCGCGAACUCAAAGCAAACUAAAGUCACCAGCUUCUUCAAGUCUUUUUAA